UUAAUUAUGCAAAUAGGGGAAGAUCCGUAUGUGUGCUAACUACGCUCAUGCUCACACAAGACAUAAUAUCAACUGUUCUCUACCACUAGCCCGCGUAAAGGGGACAGCAAAGGUAUAAUAGCUGUGACUAGGAUAACAAAAGGCAGAUAAUAAAAUUAUUGCCACCUGCAAAGAGAUCAGUUCAAGGAGAUCGACUGGGGAAGCUGUUCUACUGAUUUUGAAAGCUGCUAAAAGCCAAAAAAAUUUGAACAAAGGGAUCGGUGAAUMAGUCACUCAAACAUUACGCCAUUUUCUGAAGAUGACUGACAAGCAAGAAAGCAUCACCUCCACCAAGAUAGUAAAACACAAAGUUGGUGGAUUAGGCUUUCUAGUCAAGGAGCGAUCAGCAAAACCAUGUGUUACAAUCUCUAGCAUUGUGAAGGGAAGCACUGCRGAAGCUAACGGAAUGCUYCAUGAAGGUGAUGUCAUUCUCGAGAUCAACGGGAAGUCACUUAAAGACACGGAGUUCACCAAGGCAUUGAAAAUAUUGAAUGAUGUCGCUAUUGGCUCGACCGUGGCGUUAAAACUUCAAGCAGAAUUGGAGAAAAGAGCACAGGAAAAGCAGGCAACUGGGAAUUCACAAGUGAACAAGAAUGGCACUAAGUCGCCGACCAAAACACCAAAAAAGAAGGAUGUUAGUGUAGUAAGCGAGAAAGAGAAUAAAGAAGAGCCUGUGAACGGCGAACUUGUUGUUGUAAAACCAACUGCUAAUGGUGAUAAGCAGACAAAUGAUAACACUGAAAAUCAAGUGAAUGAUGCCCAAAUGAAGAAAGAGGCAGAGCAGCAAAUUGCUGUAGUGAAAAAGUGUCCCUUCUCUGGUACAGAGGUUGGUGCCAAGCCCCUAAAACCCGUCAAAUUGAAAAACUGGGAGACUGGGAAAGAAAGUUUGGAUACACUGCACCAGAAAGUUUUUAUUGUAAGUACUAGACAUUUAUUUAAAGAAAACAAACAAACAAACAACAACAACAAAACGCACUCUCGGGAUCCUUGUAGGGAUUUUGGAGACAUGCACAAUAGCUACCCCAUUUUUUCAGCUGGUAGUCCUGCACAUAAAAAACGCUUGACCGAGGUACUCCAGACAAUCGAAGAGACUGGAACCUACGACCUGACAGAGAAAGAACUUCUAUUUGGUGCUCGAAUGGCUUGGAGAAAUGCCCCAAGGUGCAUCGGGAGGAUACARUGGAACAGAUUGCAGUUAUUCGAUGCGCGAGAUGUGUUUACUAAUCGAGGAAUGUUCGAUGCCAUCAUCAAGCAUAUUAUAUAUGGUACCAAUAAGGGCAAUAUCAGAUCAACAAUCACAGUAUUUCCCCAGCGCAGGGAACCCAAGAAAGACUUCCGAGUAUGGAACACUCAGCUUAUUACUUACGCUGGCUACAAACAACCCGACGGCUCGAUCAUAGGAGACCCUGCWAACACAGAACUUACUGAAAUCUGCAUCAAUCUCGGAUGGGAAGCUAAGGGAGGUUCCUUUGACGUGUUACCAUUGGUUUUACAAGCUGGCGGUGAAGAACCAGAAAUCUUCGAAAUYCCACCUGAACUUGUUCUUGAAGCAAAAAUAAAGCAUCCAAGAUACCCGUGGUUCGAGGAGAUGGGUUUAAAAUGGUAUGCUUUACCUGCCGUGUCGUGUCUUUGUCUUGAUGUCGGUGGAAUAGAGUUUCCCGGAUGUCCUUUUAAUGGAUGGUAYAUGGUAACAGAGAUAGCUGCUCGUGACCUUGGAGACCCAGCACGUUAUAACAUGCUAGAGCCUAUUGCAAAGAAGAUGGGACUUGAUACAAGAAGUAAUAGUUCACUGUGGAGAGACUCGACUUGUGUGGAGUUGAAUUUGGCUGUUCUUUCAAGCUUCCAGGAAGCUGGCAUCACUAUCAUCGAUCAUCAUUCAGCUGCGGAAUCAUUCAUGAAGCACUUUGAAAACGAGACUAAGCUUCGAGGCGGUUGUCCUGGAGACUGGGUGUGGAUAGUUCCUCCUAUUUCAGGAUCAGCCACCCCCGUCUUCCAUCAGGAAAUGCUCAACUAUAACCUCAAGCCCAGUUACGAAUAUCAGGAUGACCCGUGGAAGCAUCAUUCGAUCCGUAAGAAAGACAAACUACCAAGAAAGAAAAUAUUGUUCAAAGAGGUCGCAAAGGCUGUCAAGUUUUCAGCCAAGUUAAUGGGCAAGGCAAUGGCCAAAAGAACCAAAGCCAUCAUAUUGUACGCGACAGAGACAGGCAAAUCAGAAAGCUAUGCUAAGAUGCUCAGUGAGAUGUUCCUACACGCAUUUGAUCCCAAGGUAAUAUGCAUGGACGAGUAUCCUCACCCUGAACUAGAAAACGAACAGCUUGUCUUGAUUGURACAAGUACAUUUGGAAAUGGUGACCCUCCUGAGAACGGCGAGUCUUUUGCUCGAUAUCUGUACGAAUUAAGGCAUCCAACGAACGAGAAAGACCAGAGUAACARGAUGGCUGUCAUAAGCAGUCUACUUCAGCAGAAAGAAAAAGAAAAAGGUUUGAAAAUGAAGGAUGACGAGCAGCCUUUGGGAAGUUUACGGUACGAUGCUUGUUCAAAUCUUUCGGUAUCACACAACAAGUCUAUCGUCCCAGCCAAGGUUAUCUCAGUAAAAAAUCUUCAGUCAUCUGAUUCGAGUCGUGCAACUCUAUUAGUCCGCCUAGACACCAGCGACAAUGAGGACUUCGCAUACAAACCUGGCGAUCAUUUGUCGAUCUUUGCGGCAAAUAGAAAGGAAUUGGUUCAGUCUUUAUUGGACAAUCUCAGUGAAUCACCUGAUCCUGAUCAGCCAAUCAUCGUCGAGGCCAGCCGAGAAUUGUCAGGUCCCUUUGGAAUGACUAAGAAAUGGGAGAAACUUCAACGAUUCCCAGUUCCUAUAACACUAAGAGAGGCAUUCAGUCGCCAUAUUGAUAUUACUGGUACACCCUCUCCACAGAUCCUCAACUACCUUGCGACACAGGCUACCGACCCUGAGGAAAAAGCAUUUUUAGAAGAACUAGGGAAGGGUGGAAGUGGGUACGAGAAUUGGAGAUAUGACAAGCAGUCUAACAUUGCCGAAGUAUUGGAGGACUUCACGUCCCUUAAAGUCAACGCUGCUCUUCUAUUGACUCAACUUCCCCUCCUUCAACCUAGGUUUUAUUCCAUUUCUUCGUCCCAAGACCUGUAUCCUGGCGAAAUUCAUGUGACAGUUGCUGUCGUUAAGUUCACAAAACGAGAAGGCCAAGGUCCCGUCYAUCAUGGCGUGUGUUCAACAUGGCUGGAAAGUUUGGCYCCAGGUGACAUUGUUCCUUGCUUUGUCAGGCAUGCACCAUCAUUUCAUCUUCCCGAGGACAGCUCSGUCCCAAUCAUCAUGGUUGGACCUGGGACUGGUAUCGCACCUUUCAGAAGUUUCUGGCAGCAGAGGCAGUAUUGUGUUGCUAAGAAACAGCCACCGCAAGGAAACUGGGGUGACAUGCAUUUAUAUUUUGGGUGUCGUAGUUCUAAACAUGAUGAUAUAUACCAUGACGAAACCGCUCAAGCUGUGCAAGAAAACGCACUGACUAGAGUUCGCACUGCACUGUCGAGAGAGCCUGGKCAACCUAAGUGCUACGUACAAGACGUUCUAAGASAAGACGCAAUCGACAUCGUAGACAUACUAAUCGCUAAUCAAGGACACUUUUACACGUGUGGUGACGUCUCCAUGGCAGCAGAUGUWUGCAGAACGUUACAGACAUUGCUUGAGUCGUACGCUGCGAUGUCACAAACAGAAGCACAAGACUUUAUAGACAAACUCAAGAGUUCUGGYAGAUACCACGAGGACAUCUUUGGAGUAACACUGAGAACGCGUGAAGUGACCGACCGGGUCAGACACGCAGCGAGAAAGGCGUGGGCUUACAUUGCUACUUCUAAGUCUGUUAAGAAAGUUAGCUGGGUAGCUGAAGGAACAGAUAGUCAAGAUGGCCGUAAAAAGCAACACAAGAAAUUCCCGUUGGAUCGUGGUCCAACCGUAACGGUCUUAAUGCGAACAGAUUCCGAGGUUCAAGAAGAAAUCGUCACGAACGAGAUAAAAAACAGACGACGGUCGUCUCUUCCGGAUGCUACACGCGAUUGACAGCAAAACACACUGGCAAGUUCAAGAUGAACUUCUUGUCCAGGCAAACCAUUCCUAGUAAAUGACAUUCCAGGGACUUGAAAUGACAUUAGUUAAUAAUAUCAAAAUAAUAUAAAGAUAUUUCAAUGAUUAAAAUGGCAAGUUCGGCCACCAACCCUUUGCGAUAUAUCAACAAAAAAAUAUUUAAUUGCGAAAACAAUAUCUGAAGAAUUCCAGAGAAAUAUUGUGUCUGAGCUAAAAAAAUUCAUCUCGACUUGCAAUGCGUUUUCGCAGCAUUCGUUUUCUUUCUUGUCUUUGUAUUUUGAUCGGGAAUUCUAGGAUGAUUGACUGAAAUGAAAAAAUGUCUCGAAAACGCAGAAUAGAUCGAUCGAUAGCAUGUUGUAACGUUGAACCGAAAACUACUAAACAAUGAUAGCCAAUUAAAYAAAAGCGUAGAGGUCACUAAUAAAUGACUUUAUUAAAUACAGGACUUUAUUCAAGUCCAUCAAAUUAUCUCAUCUUUUUCAAAUGUAUUGCCUAUAAUAUAUGAGAAAAUCGCCGUGUGUUAGUUGUAGCUUUUUCAAAUGUGUAGCCCUAAGAUUGUAAUGCUAAACUUAUCAAGCUUUGAAUUAGUUCGAAACAAAAUUUGGUACGUUUAACGACGUAGCUAUGACAACGCAAACAUCAAAAUAGCGUACAUUGUAUUUUCGUUAUUUGCAAUAUACAAAUAUUGYUUACAAAUGGAAUUUCUUGAAUGAUAAUUCCUGAUAAUUCAUAUAUCCUAUGACGAAGAUACUAUCAAUGAAUAUUAUAGAAAAUUCAUUAUAAAUGACCAUGCAGUGCAUGAUCUGCUCAAUAACAUAUUUACARCAAUUGUAAUACUAAGAGCAAAAUAACUGCCCUAGGAAAUAAUAUACUAUAAUAAACAGCUAAAAAAUUGAUGAUUGUACGUUUCAAAUCUUCCUCAAACAAUAAAUAUGAAUAAAGAUAUCAUGAGCUCUUAUUACA
Exaiptasia diaphana is the source of this 5098-nucleotide messenger RNA. RefSeq names its product nitric oxide synthase, brain. Gene Ontology annotation, biological process: nitric oxide biosynthetic process. Gene Ontology annotation, molecular function: FMN binding; flavin adenine dinucleotide binding; heme binding. The transcript is spliced from 35 exons. The record is from RefSeq and is a predicted model, not a curated record. Lineage: Eukaryota; Metazoa; Cnidaria; Anthozoa; Actiniaria; Aiptasiidae. Bases 299 to 4111 code for a protein of 1270 amino acids.